This is a messenger RNA of Neltuma alba, 1984 nucleotides long. RefSeq names its product UBP1-associated protein 2C. The transcript has 2 exons. Gene Ontology annotation, molecular function: RNA binding. Lineage: Eukaryota; Viridiplantae; Streptophyta; Magnoliopsida; Fabales; Fabaceae. The coding region runs from base 113 to 1453 and encodes 446 amino acids. The record is from RefSeq and is a predicted model, not a curated record. Gene Ontology annotation, cellular component: nucleus.
UGGCUUCUUGAUUCUCUUUCCGCUUCUCGUGGCUUGCUCCUGAACUCUCACUGGUACCCUCCCUUAGGGUUAGGGUUUUGGCUAUACGGUCUCGACUUUUUCGUCCGUUUCCAUGGAUCCCACCAAGAAGCGAAAGCUUGAUGACAACGGCGUCGUCCCUCCUGAUUCCGACUUAAACCUCACUCCUUCCGACGCUCGUAAAAUCAUUGAGCGCUUCAGCCCCGAGCAGCUCAUCGAUGUUCUCCAGGAAGCCGUCGCUCGCCACGCUGACGUCCUCGACGCCGUGCGGUCAAUCGCAGACCCUGAUGUUACCCAGCGUAAGCUGUUUAUCCGUGGUCUUGGAUGGGAGACCACCACUGACGGCCUUCGCUCCCUGUUUUCCGCCUAUGGUGAGCUUGAAGAAGCCAUUGUGAUUCUUGAUAAGGCCACCGGUAAGUCUAAGGGUUAUGGUUUUGUCACCUUUAAGCACGUCGAUGGCGCUUUGCUUGCUCUGAAAGAACCCAGCAAGAGGAUAGAUGGUCGCGUUACUGUUACGCAGCUUGCUGCAGCUGGGAAUACGGGAUCAAAUACCAAUGCUGCCGACAUAGCGAUGCGGAAGAUAUAUGUUGCGAAUGUGCCGUCUGAUCUACCGGCCGACAAAUUGUUGGCUCACUUCUCACUUUAUGGAGAGAUUGAGGAGGGGCCAUUAGGGUUUGAUAAGCAGACUGGUAAGUCGAAGGGGUUUGCACUUUUUGUGUACAAGACGCCAGAGGGCGCGCAAGCGGCACUUGUGGAUCCGGUGAAGAUGGUCGAGGGAAGGCAGCUGAAUUGCAAGUUAGCGAUAACCGAUGGGAAGCAAGGGAAGCGAGGUGGUGCUGGGCCGAUGGGACCUGACGGAAUUCAAGGUCCAGGGAAUGCUCAUGGUGACGGAAUGGGUUUGGCUCCACCGUCUUCCAUGCCAGGGUCGCUUUCCGGUCAGUAUGGGGGCCCUGUCGGCAUGGGAUCAUAUGGGGGUUUUGGGAGUGGGCUUCCUGGUCAGCCUCCGUUGGGGAAUCAUCCUCUGAACUCAUCUGUGGGUGGCACGGGUUUGUCUUCGGCAGGUAAUCAAGCGCCCUCUUCCCUCGGAGGUACUGGCGGGUAUAGUUCUGGGCUGGGCGGUCCUUAUGGUGGCUACGGUGGGCCUGGUUCGACUGGUUACGGUGCACUGGGGGGUGGCGGCGGGGCAGGUUUGGGUGGAGGUAGUGGCGGGCUGGCCGCUGGUGGAAUUGGUGGUGCUGGUGGUGGAUUGGGGGCUGCCGGUUCUUUGUACAGAUUGCCAACUUCAGUGGGAAUGCCAACCGGUGGCUAUCAAGAUAGUGGACCUUACGGUUUAUCUUCCGGGUAUCCAAAUCAACAUCACCAGCCUACUGGAGCCUCCCCUGUACCUAGGGUUCCACCUGGUGCCAUGUAUCCGAAUGUACCUCCUUACUACUGAGGUAAUCCUUUCUUGGUUGGAUUUGUGAUUGCCAUCAGCAUUGGGUGUUCCAUCACUUAUUGGCGCAGAUGCUUUAUGUGGUUCUGGUGAUUACGUGAUUGCAGACUAUGUGCUUCUGGUGUGAUGAAUGUAUUAGCCUGUCCAUUUACAGCCACUUUUCUUCAUCUGCACUUAGGCUAUGAUUAAUGAGUUUAGUUAGUCAAAGCUACUGAGUUAGAUUAGUCUUGUACUUUUAAGUUUUGAAUGGGGAAUGUGUUUUUGACAUGUUUUCAUUAAUGUUCAUGACUUCUUAUUUUAGUUACAACUUCCUUUUGAUGUCUGGAAUAUAAGCUAUUCAACAUGGAGGUUGUUUCAGUUUUCUAGGUUAUUCUUUUUUGUUUUUCCCCCUCUUGUGGGGUUAUGUACUGGUGACUUAAGGAUGUCCUCAUGCGGGGACUUUCAUUGUACACAUAUGAGCCGUUAUGUAACCAUAAUAAUGUUAAGGAUUGAUGGUAAUAAUUUCAGUUUGCCUGACAAAUUGUCUUUGGCCAA